UGGGGAUCUGAUGGAGCCAAGAGAGACGCAGCUGGGAGGUCCCCGAGCCCCCUCCUCAGGCCCCAGGUGCAGUGGCCGGGCUGAAAGCCUGCUGCCCAAGGUGAGACUGGACAGGGCCCAGAGCCAAGGCAGCACCGUCCCAGGGAGCAUCCUGGGUCCCACCAGGCAGCAGCUGUGGAGGCCUGUUGGUGAGGCAGUGCAUUACAGGUGCCCUCGCCAUGGAGUGGCCGCCUGCGAGAUGGAAACUGCACAGCAGGCGGAGGAGGGGCCACAUCCCCUGCCAAGACUUGGGCCCCUGUUGGGGCCAGGACAGCCGGACCCAGAACUCGGGGAGGGGGCCCCACCCGCAGUCCCGGCGCCUGGGACGUCCACGCGGGGCAGCGAUGAUGGUACUGCCCCGGGAGCAUGAACUGGAUGCCCGCGACCUGCUGGGCUCUGCUGCUGGCCGCCGCCUUCCUGUGCGACGGCGGCGAGGCCAAGGGCGGUCGCGGCGGGGCCCGCGGCAGCGCCCGCGGAGGGCUGCGCGGGGGCGCGCGCGGGGCCCCCCGGGCGCGCACGAGGCCGGCGCCGCGCUACUCGGGCUCGUCCCUGCGCAUGGCGGCGGCGGGGGCGGCAGCCGGGGCCGCAGCGGGCCUGGCGGCGGGCUCGGGCGGGCGGAGGGUCCUAGGCCCCUGGGAGAGCGGCUCGGAGGACGAGGACGCGGCCCCCGAAGGCAACAGGACCGGCGUCUACAGCUACCGGGCCUGGACGUCGGACGCGGGGCCCGCGUGCGGCCUGCGCCUCUGCCUGCUGCUCGGCGGUGCCCUCAGCGCCCUGGGGCUGCUGCAGCCCUAG
Pteronotus mesoamericanus is the source of this 834-nucleotide messenger RNA. It is a transcript of the gene SPRN, whose product is annotated as shadow of prion protein. NCBI's taxonomy places the organism in Eukaryota, Metazoa, Chordata, Mammalia, Chiroptera, Mormoopidae. Gene Ontology annotation, molecular function: nucleic acid binding. The transcript has 2 exons. The record is from RefSeq and is a predicted model, not a curated record. Gene Ontology annotation, cellular component: membrane; nucleus. The coding region runs from base 406 to 834 and encodes 142 amino acids. Gene Ontology annotation, biological process: protein import into nucleus.